Prorocentrum cordatum is the source of this 1942-nucleotide messenger RNA. NCBI's taxonomy places the organism in Eukaryota, Dinophyceae, Prorocentrales, Prorocentraceae. The record is from the annotation of a GenBank genome assembly.
AGCAUCCGCCAUUUCGGCUGGAGUUUGUUCUUCAUCCGCAAUGCGGCGCCCGCGCCAAGCGCUCCCGCCCUAGGCUCUGGCUCCGUGCCGCCCACGUGGGGCCAGAGAUAGGGGGGCCCAGGCCGCAGGCUCGCGCCCCCUCGGCGAGGCAUCGGCGAGGCAGCCCGAUCCCGAGCACGAUCCUCCGACGCCGCCGGGCCGGUGCCUCGGCGGUGCGGCAGCGCCCGUGCGCCGCGGGCCCCGUCUGCUCUGGCCCCGCGCGGGCGGGUUGCGCGCCCCGAGCUCCCUGGCCGCGGCGGGCCGCGCUGCGGCUGGGCGCGGGGCGCUGCCGCGUGCUUUCGGCAGCGAGCCACGUGAGCCUCGCGUGGCCUCGCAGCCCCGCCUUUGGAGUGCAGUGGCGCAGGCCGGCGGUGAUCGGCGAGGGCGCGCCGACUCGGCGUCGAUCGGCGCCGGCUCGGCGUCGGUUCGCGUCGGUCAGCGCUGGUCCGCGAGAGCCAGGAAGAGGGCACGGGUCGGCGAGGAGCCCUGCGGGGGGAAGUGAGAAUGGGAAGGUCUCUUCCUCGCUUUCCCCCCUCGCGCGCCGCCGAAGGAUGGCAUGGGAGGCUCCCGUAAGUUGCCAUCGAAGCCGCCUGGAUGCGGCGAGCCGCCGCCGCGCGGGUCGGGGCGGCUGCCAGAGGCGGGCGGGGACCGCGGGUGCUGCUCGCGCUGGCGCUCUCCGCGUGCGCCUGCUGGGCGUGCUGGGCGCUGCCCGCCAGCGCCGCGGCGGUGAGGAUUGUCGCCAACGAGGCCGCGAAGCUCCUCGGGGUGGCCGUGGGCACCACGGGGAAAGAUCUGAAGGCGGCGCUCCGUCGGAAGAUCAAGGAGAACCACCCGGAUGUCGUGAAGGACGACGGGACACGGCUUCGGAAGGUGAGGGAGGCCUAUGCCGUGCUCGAUCCGGACAGCGUCCCAGACAAUUGGAACCUCGGCUUCGAUUUCGAGCCUCACAAGCAGGCGAGGGCAUACCGUCAGGCUGCCUCGCCUUCCUCCGGCAACGUGGGCAGCUGGUCCAGCCCGUCCGCUCAGAGGAAGGCGGCAGAUAUGCAAAGGGAGAGGGAGAGGAGAAACGCGGCUGCCAGGUCCGACCUGAAGAAGCGCGGCUGGGUUGAGAACCUGAUGGGCGAGCAGAUGGAUGAUCAGGUCUUCCAGUCAGCGCCAGGCCAGCACCAAUGGAGAGGGACUGUGCCGACGGCAACGAUGGACUGGUACCGGGCGAUGACCAACAUUCGUGUCAGGGCUGAGCCCGACGUGCAGAGUGCUGCCCUGGGCACCGUCAUCCGGCAGGGCGAGGAAGUCAAGGUCAACGCCGAGCUUGUGGUCGACGGGCAGAAGUUCUUGAAGCUCAAGGACCAGGACGGAUGGGUCUUUCAGAGGGGAGUAUCUGGCGAUUGGAAGGGCAAGCAGAUAUUGGUGAAGUUCUGAAGCUGUAGCCGAUGCUGAGGCUCUGCUUCUGGUGACGGCUUCCUCAGGUGAUUUAGUUCGUGAAGUGCGAAUACUUGUGUGUUUUCGUAUGCGCCUUCAUUACUGUUCUUCCAGGUGUGUCUCGAGCAGACCCCAUCGCAGUGCGCCCUUUAAAGUAGGCUUUGUGAUGCCGAGUUUGAGAAGUAGUGUGGUGCCGGAGGGUCGAGAGGAUGAGAACAGGAUUCACCAGUCGGGGGGGGUUCUCUUCGCCCUCUCCCGCGCGCUGGCUCUGAGCCCUCCACCCGGCGAGGCGCCUUCCUCUCUUCGGAGGGCGUCGGUAGUCAGGUGGACGAGGAGUCGGACUCGACGCCCCCCGUGCGCGCUCCUGGGCGAUGCGUCGCCAGCGCGCUCUGCGUGCUGUUGCGAGCGCGAAUGCGAGCAAGACGCGAACGCUGUCUGCUCUUUUUUUUCGUGGAUGUGUUCAUUCGCCCGGAGCUCCAAA